AUGUCCAAGGCUCGCGCUAGGUCGGAGGCAGCCAUCCUGGGCAUAGACUGGGGCAGCACCGCCAUACGUGCAACCAUUUGCAUCCGCAAGACCAGGGAGCUGCACCCGAUAUGGAACCGUGGCGCGGUUCCUGGACAUGACAUCCGCUACCAGACCGGAGCCUUCAACUCAACUCUCUACGUCGACGACCGCGGCGGCAUAGUGUACACUGGCGAGGUAUACAACGGAAGCUGCACGCCCAUUCCCUCAAAAUGGUUCCUGUGCGAAGACCGCGAGACCGGUAACCCGCUCCUCGAUGGCCUCCUGGCCAAGUUCAGGGGCAUGGAGACGAAAAUUCGUAGGGCCCUGAAAGCCAUAGUGAGGACCGUCUUUCAGGAGGUGACAGAUUUCUGUACCGAUCGCGCGCUCCAUAUUGACGAGGUUGGCCUGUCGCAUCCCGCGCACUGGACGGCCCAGGAGCUAUCCAGCUACGAGAACCUAAUUGCCUCCGCCAUGAUGGAGUCUAAUACGUUUGCAAACGCACACGGUCGCAUCAAGCUUCACGUAGAGAGUCUGGCACUCGCCAGGAAGAAGAUUGACGCCGCUGUCGCCUUAGGUUCGAACGUCAAGAUUGUUUUGUCCGGCGGCAGUGGCAAGAACAUUCUGGUGCAGGCUAAUCUUCAGCAAGCUUGUGCUCAACUUAAGAUUGACGAUCCGUUUCUCUUUUACGAGGCGGUCGGCGAGAAAGACUCUUUCAAUAUCAGCAAAGGAGCCGCACUUGCGGCGGUUGAUAAUAUCACGGUGCAAGAAUUUAUUAACAGGGGCGCUGCUUUCGGUUUCCAAAUAGGUCGCCCGCUGAAGAGCGUCAAUGGCAGCUUCAUAAGCUGGGAGAGUGCUGCCACUCUAGCUCUUGAUUCCGACGGUCCCCAUUACUUUAGAAAGCGCUACAGCGGGACCACGAGGCUCAAGAUUGUCUGUGACCCUCUGCUGCAAGCCUCUGCCAAAUGGGAUCACGUCCCAUCAGCGUGGUGCUACGACAUUCUCGAAUUGGCGCCGCCUACCAAGGGCCACUGGGAAUUCUGCUUACAGUUGCAUGACUUCGGUGACGGCAAGCUGGGACUAAUAAUCCGAAAAAACAAGCUGUCGUGGAAGGGUAAAGCCGUGCUGGAGAAGAUGGCCUACGGCCCCUUUCCCCUCGAAUACGACACGUCUUCGAAGUGUUGCCUGAUCAACUUGGACCGGGUCAAGACCGAUAGUACCGACUUUGAGAGUGGCAUCUUCCUGACCGAGGAUGGGAAGCUUGUGCCGUGCGACCCGGAGGCGGUGAACGACCAGAUCCGGGAUCUGCAAAAGGAGAACAGUGAUCGAUUGAGGGAGUCGAGCGGGAUCAAUAAGUCCAUGCCGCAAAAGGCGAAGGAGCAGCAAGAGAAGCAGGGGAGGCAGCAGGAACAACUGGAAAGCAAAGCGACGGGAAAGCGGCCUAGGUCCACGUCGGGUUCUGAGAUGAGGGGCAGAGGGAAGCCGCGUAAGGAGUCCGGCCGUGAUGACGAAAGGGGACAGGAACCGGCCUACAAAACAAGACUCAUGAAGCGGUAA
Molecule: messenger RNA, 1575 nt
Organism: Colletotrichum fioriniae
Lineage: Eukaryota; Fungi; Ascomycota; Sordariomycetes; Glomerellales; Glomerellaceae
Source: RefSeq, a predicted model, not a curated record